CUGGACCUUUGUUGUUUAAAAUUUGUCAGCAUUACGAGAAAAAAUAACAAGAUUGUUUGAAGUAUUCAUGAAAACAAACAAAACAUCAUAAGGCAAAUAAAACAUUUUGAAAGGAAGGAAGAUUGUAAUGUUUUUAAACAAUAUCUUCAACUUUAUAAUCCGACAAUUUUGGUUGUGCAUACAAUACACAAUACAUACAGAUGACAGAUCUAAAUUUGCAAAGAAUUCCACACAUGCAGGAAUGGUGACACAAAGAAAAUUAAGUAUUCGUAAGGGCAUGACCGAAAGACAAGUCAAAAGAAGACGACGCAUUAACCAUAUGAUUGACGCCAUUUUAAAUGAAUCACACAUUAAACCAAUUGAAUGCCCUUACCAGUGUGGUGAAUUUGGUCACCCUGACGAGAUCAUCAAGCACAAAAAGAAUUGUCCCAAUCAAUUUGUUGAUUGUUCAUUUUACUUGGCAGGGUGUCAUGCGCAGAUGAUGCGAAAGGAUGUAGCAAAACAUAACACCGCAUGUAAAGAAAUUCAUGAAUUAUUUAAACGUAUUGACGCGUUAGAGAGUUUUCUCAUAAACAUAAAAACAGAAACAUUUGCUCUGUGGAAUCGUUUUCAUGUUAUGGAUAGAAUGUUUUUAAAGUUUACCAAAUGGAUGGCAGCUACAGCCGUGUCAUAAGUAUGCAGAAAAUUUUAAACAAAGUCUUAGAAAGACUAAAAAUACUUUUAUUUAGUCGAAAAUAUGACAAGUCAAAGAAAUAUGCUUCAUAGAGAAGAAAGAUUAUCAACUUUUUUUGUCUUUUUUGACAUUUUUUUUAUUUAUUUAUUUAACAUUAUUUAGUGACGUAAAGUUGUAAUAUAACAUACUACUUAACUAAAGUUUUUAGCUAAGUUUGAAUUAACAAUUGCAUUUAUAACUU
Hydractinia symbiolongicarpus is the source of this 914-nucleotide messenger RNA. RefSeq lists its product as uncharacterized. The transcript has 5 exons. The record is from RefSeq and is a predicted model, not a curated record. NCBI's taxonomy places the organism in Eukaryota, Metazoa, Cnidaria, Hydrozoa, Anthoathecata, Hydractiniidae. The coding region runs from base 128 to 673 and encodes 181 amino acids. Gene Ontology annotation, molecular function: zinc ion binding.